CGCAAGAGUUUCGGGCCUUGGCGGCGGAGAUGGGGAUCUCGAAGAAGCCGCAGGCGGACGGCAAUUCGUCGGAGUCGGAAAUCGUCAAGAAGUGGGUCGUGUCCGGCGUCGCGGUCAAGGCGAUGAAGCCGAUAAGCACGAGGGCGAGGUCGAGGGACGGCGGGGGCGGGGGCGGGGAUGAUGGCGACGACGCGGAGGCGGCGGGGCGUUCGACGACCCCGACGGCGAAGGAGGCGAGGAUACCGGAGAAGCUGCCGUGCCCGCCCGCGCCGCGGAAGAGGAGGCCGCCUUCCUCGGCCUGCCACAUGCUGAGCGGCGCGAGGGAGUUCUUCAACCCGCCGGAUUUGGAGACCGUGUUCAAGCGCCAUGUGGAGAGGGCCAAGUGACUCUUGAGGCGGCUGGAGUGUAGUUUAGAGUUUAGAUCAACUUUGUUUAGGAUAGGCUUUGCUCUGUUUUUU
Syzygium oleosum is the source of this 458-nucleotide messenger RNA. RefSeq names its product cyclin-dependent protein kinase inhibitor SMR6-like. The transcript has a single exon. The record is from RefSeq and is a predicted model, not a curated record. NCBI's taxonomy places the organism in Eukaryota, Viridiplantae, Streptophyta, Magnoliopsida, Myrtales, Myrtaceae. Bases 30 to 386 code for a protein of 118 amino acids. Gene Ontology annotation, biological process: regulation of DNA endoreduplication.